GAGCAUCCCCCCUUCCCCGGCUCCCCCCCGCUUCCUCUGUUUAAAGACCGGGUCCCGGUGGGGCGAGCGGAGGAGCAGCGGCCGCUCCGCAGCCCCAGUGCCGCGGCGGGGCGCGCAGCGCACGGGGCGGGCGCUGGAUGCGGCGCCGGGGGCGGGCGGGCGGCAGCCGAGCGGGUCCGGUCCGGUCCCGGGUCCCCCCCGAGCGGGUCCUCCCCGCGCAGCGGCGCGGAGCCGGGAGCGAUGAGCGCGGCCGGAGGAGCCGGCACCGCGGCGGGCACCGCCACCUCCGCCCUCUGCCUGCUCCUCUCGCUCACCGCCGUGGCCGUCUGCCUGCUGCUGGGCGCCAAGACGGCGGAGCUGCAGGGCCGCCUGGCCGCCUUGGAGGAGCGCGGAGCCGCCGGCCCCGGGCCGCUGCUGGACGCUCUGCAGCCCCGCCUGGAGCAGCUCCUCCGAGAGAAACUGGGUGAAGGACUAGCUAAGCUGCGGACAGCGAGAGAGGCUCCGUCAGACUGCAUGUGCCCCCCAGGCCCUCCGGGGAGGCGAGGGAAGCCCGGACGGCGCGGAGAGCCUGGCCCUGCAGGGCCCCUUGGCUUGGAUGGCAAACCAGGACCUCCAGGACCAAAAGGGGAAAAGGGUGAAGCAGGGGACAUCGGCCCACGGAUGGUUUUUCCCCGCCUCAAUCACGGAUUUCUGGCUAACGAUCAGCUUGUCUUUAGCCGGCGAGUGCUCAAGGGUGAUCAAGGUCGAGAAGGAGCCACUGGCCCCCCUGGUCCGCCAGGACCCCCAGGUGCCCGGGGGCCUCCUGGUGACACAGGAAAGGAUGGCCCAAGAGGACCUCCAGGCCCCCCUGGUUUUAAAGGCGACCCAGGAGAGGAUGGCCUCAUGGGCGCCAGGGGACCCCCAGGGCCAAAGGGUGAGCCUGGCAUGCAAGGGAAGAAGGGUGAUGAUGGCAUCCCAGGGGAACCAGGGCUUAUGGGCUCUAAGGGAGAAAAAGGAAGCACAGGCCCCAAGGGAGAGAAUGGCACGGACGGCGCGCCAGGACCCAAGGGUGAACCUGGUGAGAAGGGUGGAAUUGGCUCCAUCGGACCACGGGGUCCCCCUGGCCUGAAGGGGGAACAGGGCGACACUGUCGUGAUUGACUACGAUGGCCGGAUCCUGGACGCACUCAAGGCUGCAGGGAUACACAAAGUGAUGGGUUCGCCGGGUCCCCCAGGGCCACCAGGCCCACAAGGCGCUCCAGGCCCUAAGGGGGAGCUGGGCCUGCCGGGUCCACCUGGGCUAGAUGGCGAAAAGGGUCCCAAAGGAGCUAAGGGUGACCAAGGCAGCGCAGGGAUCGCGGGACAGAAAGGAGAGACGGGAGAAAUGGGCUUAUCGGGCCCACCGGGAGCAGAUGGGCCAAAAGGAGACAAAGGAGACACUGGAUCGCCGUGUUUGCAGAAUAACCAUAUCAUCCCAGAGCCAGGACCCCCCGGAUUGCCCGGCCCCAUGGGUCCUCCAGGAAUCCAGGGGCCUAAAGGCUUGGAUGGCGUCAAGGGAGAAAAGGGGGACAGCGGCGAGAAGGGGGAGCACGGGGACCCGGGACCGGCUGGUCUCCCUGGUGCCCCCGGGCUCAUUGGCUUACCCGGUACCAAAGGAGAGAAGGGAAAGCCGGGGGAGCCAGGACUAGAUGGUUUCCCAGGACUCAGAGGAGAGAAAGGAGAAAAGAGUGAAAGAGGGGAGAAGGGCGAGCGAGGAAUCCCAGGGAGAAAAGGAGCCAAAGGGCAGAAGGGGGAACCUGGCCCUCCCGGACUGGAUCAGCCCUGCCCCGUGGGAGACCGUAGCAUUUCGGGCAGCCAAGGGGAGCCGGGCUUGCCAGGCCUGGCCGGGGUGAGCGUGCCCUGCCCGUUGGGACCAGAUGGACUGCCAGUAGCGGGAUGUUGGCACAAGGUACAGUAA
Oxyura jamaicensis (ruddy duck) is the source of this 1935-nucleotide messenger RNA. RefSeq names its product collagen type XXIII alpha 1 chain (gene COL23A1). NCBI's taxonomy places the organism in Eukaryota, Metazoa, Chordata, Aves, Anseriformes, Anatidae. The transcript has 30 exons. The coding region runs from base 241 to 1935 and encodes 564 amino acids. The record is from RefSeq and is a predicted model, not a curated record.